UAAGCAAUAUUUCAUAUUGACGAGAACUGAAGAAGGACAUGAAAAGUCAGUCAAGUCAGUUUAGACUUGAAUUUCUCUCUACAGAACUCAUGUACACCACAAGUACUUAGUGACAUAAGAACAGCCAAUGUUCACAACCGACCUAGUAUCUAAAUGUUGUGCAGAGUUCAAGAAACCCAGAAGGGGAAUUGGAAAAAGGUGAAUGGUAAAUGGAAGAAUUUGCCUGAAACAGAAAAUCAAAAUCAAAGUUUGGAUAGAAAUAACGAUAAAGUGGACUUUGACAAUAUUCUGGAACAAUAUGGAGGAUCCAAAAAAAAGAAACGAAAGAAAACUCAGAAGAUCUUAGAAAUUGAAUAUAUUGAUCCUUCCUUCAUUCAAAAGUAUCAUUCACAUGAAGAUAUGAUCGAUGCUUUGGAUUUACUAUCUCAAAAAUAUCCAUCAAUCGUUAAAAGGUACAGCAUUGGUCGGAGUGAAGAAGAAAGGGAACUAGCGGUAAUUCAGAUUUCAGCAACGGGUUCAGUCAAAGGAAAAAGGCCACUUCUAGUUCCGAUGGUAAAAUAUGUUGCCAACAUACACGGGGAUGAAACUGUAGGGAAAGAGCUUCUGAUUGGAUUAGCAAGAUACCUAGCAGAAGGCUAUGGUCAGAAUUUGAGAAUUACCAAUCUGCUAAAUACGACAGAUAUUCAUCUUGUUCCAUCCCUGAAUCCAGAUGGAAACUUCUACGAAUCAAGGCAUAAUAUAAAUGACGAAGAUUUGAAUAGAGAUUUUCCAGGGUGGAGAGAUUUGGGGAAGACGAGAUGGGAAUUGUUACAAAACCGACAAAAAGAAUCUGCAUCCGUCAUCAGAUGGGUCUUAGAUAAUCCAUUCGUUCUCAGUUUAAGCUUUCACGAAGGACGGGUACUUGUAAAUUAUCCUUGGGAUGACAGCCCGGCUGCAGUGGAAGGUGAAAAGGCCUGUUGUCCUGAUGAUGCUGUCUUCAGUAAGCUGUCCCAGUUAUACGCAAAUAACCAUCCAUUUAUGUGGACAGGAAAGUGCCUCUGUCAUUCAGAUACAUUUGAUCAAGGAAUAAGUAACGGAGCAGAAUGGUAUCUAGUGGAUAACGGAAUGCAAGAUUUUAAUUAUCUAUUUUCCAACUGUCUGGAGAUCACUGUGGAGCUUUCUUGUUGGAAGAAACCUGAAGAGCAUAUUCUGAACACAGAGUGGGAAAAUAAUGUAGACAGUCUCCUAGUUUUACUUGAAUCCGCCUGUAGUGGCGUAAAAGGAAUUGUCAGUGGAGAAGAUGGAUCAGCUAUGCAUGGAGUGUCUGUUUCUGUCGGUAAAGAAAAAGAUGUCAUUACUUCACGUAACGGCGAAUACUGGAAAAUUUUGACUCCAGGAAGAUACCAAAUUUAUGCAUUUCAUGAAAACCAAUAUGGACGUGUUGAAAGCGUUCUACAUGUAAUAAAUGUUUUCGACAGCAUAGGAAAGAGUGUUCGCUGUGAUUUGAUGAUGCAUCUUUGUGCAAAACAGACAUUUCUUGUAAAUACAGUGAAGGUUGGUUUUUUCAUUGAUGAUAUGAAAUUCAAGGAUGAAGUUUUAACUCUAUUUCAUGAUACUUCACUUAUUUCUUUUAAUGUAGUGAAAGAGGAGUGCAAAAACUUAAGCGACAAUUCUCGGCAUAUUGUUUACAGCGUAGAGUUUACACUUUUACCUGAGCCUUUGUUUGAGUUCUUUAAAGAGCGUUGGGGUGAACCAUUUGUUAGGCGACCUUUAUCUGAUGUGGAGUCAAAGAAGUUAAAUAGAAGAAUACACAUAUAUGCAUCAGAAAAGUGGUGUGGACGGAAAGAAGACUGGAGUAUAAAACUGAAAGAAAGUAUUUAAUGUAUCUAUUUUUGUUUACAUUAUUAUAAUAUUUA
This is a messenger RNA of Eurytemora carolleeae, 1895 nucleotides long. Its product is annotated as carboxypeptidase D. The record is from RefSeq and is a predicted model, not a curated record. The transcript is spliced from 19 exons. Lineage: Eukaryota; Metazoa; Arthropoda; Copepoda; Calanoida; Temoridae. Gene Ontology annotation, molecular function: metallocarboxypeptidase activity; zinc ion binding. Gene Ontology annotation, biological process: proteolysis. Bases 154 to 1860 code for a protein of 568 amino acids.